CAAUAGCUAGUUUCACCAAUUGCGAGUUGUUUUCCUUCUCCGCCUGAAUUCUUCUCGUCUCCGUAGCUGCGUCGUGCGAAAGGACAAGAUACCCGGAAAAUUCCUCCGGGGCCGGGGGGUCGAACAGUCGCCGGUUUGUAAUUUCUCGCAAGUUGUUGUAGUAGGCCUGAACUGCUGGAGUACCAUAUAAGUUUAUCGUACCGAAGACUUUGACUUGGCGAGCCUUCAAGAGAUCGGUUCUCCGUUAUCUCCCCCCACCUUUCCUCCAAGCUCUUCCCCGCAGCUUAGUUUCCUUCUCCCGCAUCGUGUUCUCGAGCUGCUCUUCUUCUUCUUCCUCGGAGCAAGCAGAAUGGUGCGGCUGGGGGCCAUGAGCGCCCACCCGGCCGCCUUGGUCGUCCACGACCUCGGAUUAGCAAGCCCCGGCGCGCUCGUGUUGUUGGCGCUCGUGGCCACGGUGGCCGUGGCAGCCGUGGCCGCCUUCGGGUGCGCCAAAGGAGCGAAGAAGCCGCGCCGGAGCAACAACGACGUGUACUACUACGGGCAAGGGUACCCCCCGCCGCCUCCCGCAGGGGCCUACGGCUACCCGGCGCAGCAGCCCGGCUACGCGUACCCGCCGCCGCCGCCCAACGGCGGGAAGCAGGGGCGCGGCGGGAUGGGCGCCGGCGCCGGGCUCGCGCUCGGCGGCGCGGCCGGGCUGGCCACGGGCGUCAUCGUCGGGUCUGCGCUUAGCGGUGGAGGAGGGUGUGGUGGCGGGUGCGGCGGCGGGUGUGGGGGCGGGUGCGGCGGUGGCUGCGGCGGUUGACGGUGGUGUGUGCGUGAUCUUGUUUAUUGUCGUUGCGUGGUCGCCGGCCGGUGGCCGGCUGUUGUCCGGAAGUGGUUAGGCAUACGUUGUUGGACUUUUGAGAAUUGUGGAUAUUUUACUUACUGUUUUACUAUUUUAGUGCUCCAUUGAUGUACAGUCGCGUCCGAUCUGCAUGUUUGUACAUCUGCUUGGUUUCGCUGCGCGCGUGGCUGUAUUUUGAAGUACUUAUCAUGAUUUGGAAUGGAAGUGCCCCGAUCGUUUCAGUUU
Molecule: messenger RNA, 1069 nt
Organism: Brachypodium distachyon (stiff brome)
Lineage: Eukaryota; Viridiplantae; Streptophyta; Magnoliopsida; Poales; Poaceae
Product: acanthoscurrin-1
Exons: 1
Coding region: 350-802 (150 amino acids)
Source: RefSeq, a predicted model, not a curated record